This is a messenger RNA of Microthlaspi erraticum, 1392 nucleotides long. The record is from the annotation of a GenBank genome assembly. NCBI's taxonomy places the organism in Eukaryota, Viridiplantae, Streptophyta, Magnoliopsida, Brassicales, Brassicaceae.
AUGGAUAAGUCAUGGAUAACAAAAUCUCGUUUGACCAUUGAUUAUAUUAUCCAUGAUAACAAGGGGUUUUUAGAUUUUGCCUUUGGGAAGAUCAAGGCAGACAUGUUGAAAUGUCCAUGUCAACGUUGUUCCCUUGCCAAAUACAAGUCCAGAGUUGAGAUUGAAGGAGAUUUGAUGUGUCAUGGUUUUCUCUGCACGUAUACAAACUGGUAUCUACACGGUGAAGACUUAGAGGACACUCCACAAGCUUUUAGUUUAGAUCAUCAACCAAAGGUCGAUCAUAUAGAUAGCUCUACCUUCAAUCUACUCGCUGAUAUUUUCCUAAGUAUGAAGUCAGACUCUCCAACCAUAGAUUCUGACCCUCCGAACUUAGAUUCAGACACUCCAAAUAUCAAGAUGGAACCUGAUGAAUCUGCUGACAUGCAUGAGGAUUCUUUGAAGGAAAAAAAGGCAUUGGGAAUCUAUCUGGUUGGAAUGUGCAUACAGCAAAUUGAAAAUGUAGAUGUUACUUUGGGAAAAAAGAGAGGUCGACAAGCUGCGGGAAAGAGUGAAGUACAUCAGUGGAGAAAAAAGAGCAUCUUCUUUGAGUUACCAUACUGGAAAGAUCUUCUUUUGAGGCAUAACCUUGAUGUUAUGCAUAUAGAGAAGAAUGUAUUUGAUAAUCUAGUGUUUACUUUACUGGAUGACAAAGGUAAAUCCAAAGAUAAUCUUAAUGCACGAAAGGAUCUUCAAGCACUUGGGAUAUGCUCUGAACUAUGGCCUGCUGCUAAUGGUAGAUUUCUUCUAGCGUGUUUCACAAUGACCAACUGUGAAAAUGAUAGUUUUCUUAACAUUUUGAAGAAUGUGAAGCUACCAGAUGGAUAUUCUUCGAAUAUUUCUGCUUGUGUUGAUCUGAAUCAACGGAAAAUGGUGGGUUUGAAGAGUCAUGAUUGCCACAUAUUGAUGGGUCAGUUGUUAUCUAUCGCUAUACGUAAUGUGUUGCCUCAAGAGGUAGCAUUUGUUGUUAUGGAGUUGUGUCAUUUCUUUAGGGAAAUAUGCUCGAGAGUAAUUGAUAUCAGUUAUAUGGAAAAGUUGCAGGAACAUAUUGCUCUCACCUUAUGUCAUCUAGAGAUGGUAUUCCCACCUUCUUUUUUAACGGUAAUGGUGCACUUGACUAUUCACUUGACUGAAGAAGUCAAAUUAGGAGGACCAGUUCAAUAUAGAUGGAUGUAUCCAGUCGAGAAGAUCCUUGGACAUUUGAAAACUUACGUUAGAAAUCGAGCAAGGCCUGAAGGUUCCAUAUGUGAGCAAUUUAUUGCAGAAGAAUGUUUGACUUUCAGCUCCAUGUAUCUUGAGGGGAUAGAAACUAGAUUUAACCGUGUGAUGAUAGGAUUUUGUGUGGAUGUGAUAUGA